UCACUGCGCAUGCUCAAACUAUGUUAAUCGAAAACCUUGUGUCAUGUCACUUAGCAAGCUUUAUAUUUCAACAAGAAAAAUACUGCUGACAUAAGGCUGUUCUCUGUUACACUCCACCUAGCGCUGAAAACAGUACAGUUUUUUGACAGCCUACCAAGUUAUCAGUUCUAAUUUUAAUUUGAUAUUAUUAAUUGUAAUCUUCCAACAAGGCCGCAAUGGGAUAUAAUAUUUCGGAUGGUGAUAUACCACACCACCAUGAAGAUGAACUCGGAGAUGAUGAAGGUAUAGUGGUAGCAAAAAUCGUUGCCAUGAUUGUCUUAAGCGUGGCAACAUUCAUGUUAGGUCUGCUUCCAACGAAAUUGGCCGUAUGGUUCAGAUGGAACAGGGUAACGAAUGACAGUCGGUCUAAACCAGUCUUAUCGCUCUUGCUUUGUUUUGGGGGAGGUGCUUUGUUAUGCACAACUUUUCUCCACAUGUUACCGGAGCUGAGUGAAGUCCUGACGGAACUUCAGGAAGAAGGACAAAUUGCAGUAACGAGUUUUCACCUCGCAGAACUAAUAAUGUGUUGUGGCUUUUUCACGAUGUACCUAGUAGAAGAGUUAGUUCAUCUUUACUUACACUGGCGCGAAGACUCUAAAGGAAUUUCAAAAGUAGACGACGUUAUCCACAGGACUUUCAGUAUCAGAAAAUGUUCUGGAAAUAAAGAAGGAGUUAAAAAUGAUUUAGAAGACAGUAGAGGAGGAUCUGAGGAUACUUCAUCGUUAAAGACGCUGACAAUAUCAACAUUACAAGAGACUGGAAAGAAAGAUAAAGAUUUUGAAAUUGUUACAUCGGAGCCCAAAACGAUUACAACACAUCACAACAAAGAUGAUCCUAUCGUUACUUCAGCUCGAGGUCUUCUUGUUGUCUUAGCAUUGUCUGUGCACGAACUUUUUGAAGGCUUGGCAGUGGGAUUACAGACAACCACAAGCUACGUGUGGUACAUGUUGGGUGCUGUUUCAGCUCACAAACUAGUCAUUGCAUUCUGUGUGGGUAUCGAACUAGUGAGCUCCAGGACAAAAUUCAUUCUUACUCUGGCAUACAUAUCAACAUUUGCACUUGUUUCGCCUAUCGGCAUUGGGAUUGGUAUAGGGCUGAGCGGAAGUACUGAAGAUGGACAUCACAGUAUUUUAAAUGCGAUUCUUCAGGGGAUGGCUUCAGGAACACUGCUGUACGUGGUUUUCUUCGAGAUACUUCAGAGAGAGCGGGACAACAAGGUGUCUGGCCUCAAACAGUUGUUAGCCAUCGUAGUUGGGUUUUGCAUCAUGUUCGGAUUGCUCAUAGCAGCUGGCCAUAACCAUGAACAUGAUCAUGAUCAUGAAUCCGAACACACGGAGAAUAUGGAGGCAAUCAUAAGAAAUAUUACGUAUCACCAGGAACAUCACCAUCACCACCAUUAGCAAGACACGCGACAUGGAUCUACACAGAUGAAACUGCCGUCUGGGGGGUCCCGUUGAGAAAGUUUAUUGCGUAACAAAACAACGCAAUACGUAAGGACACGUUCCUAUUGUAACAAUAAAUGUGAGUGCGUUUCUGUUACAAAAAUAACUAAAAUAAGGAUGCAGAAUAUAUCUAAAUUUUACUGUUAAUAUUCCGAAGGAAGAAACUAAUGACUUAGCCUAUCUCAUAUUAAAUUUAAAAAAACACAUUCUACUUGUUACAGCCAUUGGUAAUAUUCUGUACAACAUGGUAAAAACAUGCCAACAAGGUUUUACAAAGAGACGUUAUGUGUGUGCAGUACAUAUUUUUGAUGAAGGACUGUAUCUAUAACAUAUGAAAAUCACGUCGGAGUGUAACAUAAGAUCCGCACUGCUUCCAAAUUUAGACAAAAGAAAUUGGUUCUGGAAGAAUAUCGCACAGUUUAAAAUGACAUGAAUCCCAAAUGGUUAUCUCAGAUUAGCAGGAAUACUUUACUUGUACUAAUGUGUUUCAACACCAACUUUAUUUUCUAGACUCCUUGUGUGAGAUUACAAAAUAAACUAUAGUCCGUAAGUGUAUUUAAUACUUUGUACAGAAAUCUUUCAUUCAGUGUUUAAUAGCGCUUUGUGACUUUGUAUUUGUUUACAACAAACAAAUAAGUAAAAGUGAAAUACAGUCUUAUUUAUAUUUGGAUAAAUUUCCUCAAUUCUUUAUAACAGUUUUCCUCGGACUUUUAAAUAGUUGUACGGAUAAUAAAGUGAAUGUUUAUCUUUU
This is a messenger RNA of Zootermopsis nevadensis, 2232 nucleotides long. RefSeq names its product zinc transporter ZIP1. Gene Ontology annotation, cellular component: plasma membrane. NCBI's taxonomy places the organism in Eukaryota, Metazoa, Arthropoda, Insecta, Blattodea, Termopsidae. The record is from RefSeq and is a predicted model, not a curated record. Gene Ontology annotation, biological process: zinc ion transmembrane transport. Gene Ontology annotation, molecular function: zinc ion transmembrane transporter activity.